AUGAACAGCAUCGAGAACCACCUCACAAGCCUCAUCCCCACGCUGGCCGGGCCCCUCCCCCCCGAGCUGAUCCAGCUCGCUACCUCCCUCGUCGCCCAGUCCAAGAACCGCAUCUCAAACCUCAAGCCCAACGAAGAGAUCUGCCGCGAAUACGUGUGCGCGCACAUCGCCUGCGACCGACUCCGAACCCAGCUCGACCUCCCCACCAUCACGCCCCGCCUCCCCCUCCCAAAAAAAACCUACGGCGCCCUCUACACGCAAUUCCAAAAGGCCCUCCCCCUCCGCACGCGCCUCCCCAGCGCCCCCACCGCCUCCACCACCACCACCACCACCGACGCCCCGCCGCCCACCCCCAUCACGCUCCCCCCCCCGCUGCGCGCCAGCAUCCACACCCUCUGCACCGCCCUCGGCGCGCCCGGCGCACACCGUCACGUAAUCGCCGGCACCACCAGCAUGCUCUCCGAGCCGUCCGCAUCAGCCCUGCGCAGCCAGCUGCCGCUCGUGACGGCCAUCACGCUGCUGACGAUCGAGCGGCUGCUGCCGGAGGGGAAGAACGUGACGGUGGGUGCGGCGGGUAAGUGGAAGCGCGGCGAGGGCUACAUCAUGAAGCGCGACGGGGUGAUGGGGGCGCUGGGCGGCGUGGGCAAGGCCGGGUUUAGCAAGGAGGACACGGACGGGUGGGUGAAGGAGCUGAGUAGGAGGGGUAUUAGGGAGCUGCCGUGGCUGAAGGAGGUGCCGGAUGGCGUGGGGUUGAAGGUGAGGGCGGGGGAUAAGGUGGAGGUGGAGCUGGUGGUGGGGACGGUCAAGAAGGGGAGGAAGCCGGCGGUGAAGAAGGCGGCGGCGGCAGCGGCGAGGAAGAAGAAGGGUGAUGGGGAGGCGGAGGCGGAGGCGGAAAGUCAGCUGCAGGGUGAAGAGGAGGGGGUGGGGGAGAAGGCGGCGGCUCCGCCGCCGCAGAAGAAGAUGCAGACGAGGGCGGCGAGGCCGAAGCCGGCGGUGAUAGCGAUGCCAGCGGCGAAGAGACAGAAGGUGGAGAAGGUCGAGAGCGGCAUUGGGUCGUUCAUGCAGGGCUCCGUCGACUACCUGGGCGAGACGAAGAGGCGCACGUAUAAGACGUGGGAGGCGAGGGUUUUGGCAAUGGCAGCGGAGAUGGAGAAGGAUGGUGUGCCACCGGCGCCGCAGCAGGCGGCUGUGGUGGGGGUUUAG
Messenger RNA from Morchella sextelata, 1203 nucleotides. RefSeq lists its product as uncharacterized. The record is from RefSeq and is a predicted model, not a curated record. Gene Ontology annotation, molecular function: DNA binding. The transcript is spliced from 2 exons. The coding region runs from base 1 to 1203 and encodes 400 amino acids. Lineage: Eukaryota; Fungi; Ascomycota; Pezizomycetes; Pezizales; Morchellaceae. Gene Ontology annotation, biological process: DNA replication. Gene Ontology annotation, cellular component: nuclear origin of replication recognition complex.